Malania oleifera is the source of this 1374-nucleotide messenger RNA. Its product is annotated as phosphomannomutase. Gene Ontology annotation, biological process: protein N-linked glycosylation; mannose metabolic process; GDP-mannose biosynthetic process. The record is from RefSeq and is a predicted model, not a curated record. Lineage: Eukaryota; Viridiplantae; Streptophyta; Magnoliopsida; Santalales; Ximeniaceae. Gene Ontology annotation, molecular function: phosphomannomutase activity. The coding region runs from base 334 to 1083 and encodes 249 amino acids. The transcript is spliced from 12 exons. Gene Ontology annotation, cellular component: cytosol.
GGCAGAAAUUGAGCCUUUGUACCAUACAUUAUGUGUUAGGAUUGAAAAAUUUUCAUGUGUAGACUUGACACAAAUGUCAAGUGAAUUUUGAAUACCAUGUCCUUUCAAUAUUAUUUAAUCCAGCCACAGAAACGCUUCUUCAAAGCUCACUGUUCUUCUGCUCUUCCACAGAUCCCUUGAUCUGCUCCUUCUCACCCUCAUCUAGCCCCCACAAAUUAUCUUUACUCCCCAAGAGCUCCUUCCCCUCCCCGGGCUCCUUCCCUCGCAGAUCUUUAUUUGCAUUUCGUUUUCCACGCACCGUUUACUUUUGAGAAAAAUUUAAUUUUCCUUACAAUGGCUGCGAGGAAGCCUGGGCUAAUUGCUUUGUUCGAUGUGGAUGGGACUCUUACGGCUCCAAGAAAGGUGGCUACUGCAAAGAUGCUUGAGUUCAUGCAGGAACUUCGAAAGGUUGUUACAGUUGGUGUUGUUGGAGGAUCUGACCUUGUUAAGAUAUCAGAACAGCUCGGGAACACAGUUAUCAAUGACCAUGAUUAUGUGUUUUCUGAGAAUGGCCUUGUGGCUUACAAGGACGGCAAACUUAUCGGUACCCAGAGUUUGAAGUCAUUUCUAGGAGAAGAAAAAAUCAAGGAGUUUAUUAAUUUUACGCUUCAUUAUAUUGCUGACUUGGAUAUCCCAAUAAAAAGGGGAACAUUUAUAGAGUUCCGUAGUGGGAUGAUCAAUGUCUCACCAAUAGGGCGAAACUGCAGUCAGGAGGAAAGGGAUGAGUUUGAAAAAUAUGACAAGGUUCACAACAUACGCCCAAAAAUGGUAUCAGUGCUUCGUGAGAAGUUUGCGCACCUUAGCCUGACAUUUUCCAUAGGUGGACAAAUAAGCUUUGAUGUUUUCCCUCAAGGUUGGGACAAGACAUACUGCUUGAGAUUCCUCGAUGAUUUUCAUGAAAUCCACUUUAUUGGUGACAAAACUUACAAGGGAGGAAAUGACCAUGAAAUUUUUGAAUCAGAUCGAACUGUGGGCCAUACAGUGACCAGCCCCGAUGAUACAGUGAAGCUGUGCACAGAUCUUUUCCUAGCCAAGCAAAGUUGAAGGCCCUGGAAUUAGUUGCUGCUUUUUUUUUUCAUUGUUAUUUUUUCAACUGCAUUCAUAUUCGUAUUUUGUAUAAAUACGAAUGAAUGCAUAUCUGAAAUCAUAGUUUCAGCUUGUAUUGCCUCAAGGUUUGCAUUGAGUGUUUGAUGGGUAAUUAUAUUGCCAUUUUGUAUCAGGUAUUUCCGGAACAGUGGUGACUGGAAACACUAACUGAUACAGCAAUAAAACAAUUGAUCAUUUAUGUCAACAAUGAAUGCAUUGGUCUCGUACCAUUGUUUGACAGUGGCAAAA